Messenger RNA from Capra hircus (goat), 764 nucleotides. Its product is annotated as tumor necrosis factor receptor superfamily member 10B-like. The record is from RefSeq and is a predicted model, not a curated record. Lineage: Eukaryota; Metazoa; Chordata; Mammalia; Artiodactyla; Bovidae. Gene Ontology annotation, molecular function: protein binding. Gene Ontology annotation, cellular component: plasma membrane; cell surface. Gene Ontology annotation, biological process: positive regulation of apoptotic process; TRAIL-activated apoptotic signaling pathway. The transcript has 5 exons. The annotation marks the transcript as partial.
GAGAAGAGAAAAAAUCGCUGUACCCCACCAAGGACACUGAGUGUCAGUGCAAACCUGGCACUUUCCGUGGAGAAGAUGCACCUGAAUUCUGUCAAAAAUGCAGCACCAGGUGCCCUGAUGGGAAGGUCAUGGUCACGCACUGUAACCCCUGGAGCAACAUCAAGUGUGUGGACCAGGAAUCAGGUACCCUGGCCCAUGGGGAGGCCCCAGUUCCUGGAGAGCUAGGAACUCCCUCCCCCUCCUCAGGCACUUCAAGGCUGGUGAUUGGAAUUGUAUCUGGAAUCACCAUUGUCCUAGUCGGAUGUGUGGUAUGGUGCUUCUUUAACGGAAGAGAAGCUGACAGGAUAACGCCCAGUCCCGAGAUGCAGCAGGCAGGCUGUCUGUUGGAACCAGCAGCACCUGAAGGAUCUCAGCGGAGAAGAUGGCUGCUGGUUCCAACAGAUGGCACUCAAAGCCUGAAGCUAUUCUUCAGUGACUUUGCAGCUAUCUUUUCCUUGUGACUUCUGUGAUUCGCUCCUGAGGCAGUUGGGCCUCACAUGAAAUGAGAUCCUUGUGGGCAGAGAAUAGGCCUGGGUCUCUCCGGAUGCCUUGUGUGAAAUACUGCCAGUCACCAAGAAGGGACAGAGGACCUCAGUCAACACCCUGAUGGAUGCCUUGGAAAUGCUGGGGCAAAGAGUGACAAAAGAGACCAUUCAAGAGGGCCUGCUGAACUCAGGAAAGUAUUAACAUGUUUAUGAAGAAAGUGAGACAGGCUCUGCUGUGCC